Molecule: messenger RNA, 1308 nt
Organism: Pseudozyma hubeiensis SY62
Lineage: Eukaryota; Fungi; Basidiomycota; Ustilaginomycetes; Ustilaginales; Ustilaginaceae
Product: DNA helicase, TBP-interacting protein
Exons: 1
Coding region: 1-1308 (435 amino acids)
Biological process (GO): box C/D snoRNP assembly; regulation of transcription by RNA polymerase II; chromatin remodeling
Cellular component (GO): NuA4 histone acetyltransferase complex; Swr1 complex; Ino80 complex
Molecular function (GO): ATP binding; ATP hydrolysis activity; DNA helicase activity
Source: RefSeq, a predicted model, not a curated record
AUGGUAGGUCAGCGUGCCGCCCGAAAAGCAGCUGGUCUCAUCGUCAAGAUGGUUCAGGACGCUCGUAUCGCUGGCCGGGCUAUCCUCAUGGCCGGCCCUCCCAGCACAGGCAAAACCGCAAUCGCGAUGGGCAUGGCGCAGACCCUCGGCUCCGAUGUUCCCUUUACCAUGCUUUCGGCCUCCGAAGUUUUUUCGCUCGAAAUGAGCAAGACUGAAGCACUCAUGCAGGCAUUCCGCCGAUCGAUCGGCGUACGCAUCCGCGAGGAGGCAGAGGUUGUUGAAGGUGAAGUCGUCGAGAUCCAGAUCGACCGAUCCUUGACCGGUGCAACAAAGACGGGCAAGCUCACUAUCAAGACCACCGACAUGGAGACCAUUUACGAGCUUGGAAACAAGAUGAUCGACUCGUUGCAAAAGGAGAAGAUCACCGCAGGCGACGUGAUUGCUAUCGACAAGGCGAGUGGCCGCAUCACCAAGCUCGGCCGCAGUUUCACUCGUGCCCGGGACUACGAUGCCAUGGGCAGCGAUACAAAGUUCGUUCAGUGCCCCGAGGGAGAGCUGCAGCGAAGGAAGGAUGUGGUUCAUACCGUUUCGUUGCACGAGAUCGAUGUCAUCAACUCGCGCACACAAGGAUUCUUGGCGCUGUUCUCGGGCGACACGGGAGAGAUCAAGCCAGAGCUGCGCGACCAGAUCAACACUAAGGUGGGCGAGUGGAGGGAAGAGGGCAAAGCCGAGAUCGUGCCCGGUGUACUCUUCAUCGACGAGGUGCACAUGCUCGACAUCGAGUGCUUCUCGUUCCUCAACCGUGCGCUCGAAUCCGAGUUGGCACCGCUCGUCAUCAUGGCAUCCAACCGUGGCAUCUGCCGCAUCCGUGGCACACGCUUCCGCUCACCGCACGGCAUCCCCAUCGACCUCCUCGACCGCGUGCUCAUCAUCAGCACCAAGCCGUACGAGCUCUCCGAUCUCAAGCAGAUCCUCACCAUUCGUGCUGCAGAGGAGGAGGUGUCGCUCCAACCCGAGGCGCUCGAAGUGCUCACCCGCAUGGCAUCGGAAACGUCGCUACGAUACGCCAUCAACCUCAUCACCACCGCAAAUCUAGCAGCCAAGCGUAGAAAGGCAGAUGCGGUCGAGGUGGCCGACGUGCGCAGGGUGUACAACUUGUUCGUCGACGAGAAGCGCAGUGUGCAGUACCUCAAGGAGCACGCCGAGCAAUUCAUGAACGAGUCGGAUGAGUACGGUGACGUUGAUGGGUUGGCAUCAGGAGCGCCGAUCAUUGGCCGUCAGGCUGCGGUUGGUGCUGUUCAGGCCUAA